Messenger RNA from Lampris incognitus (smalleye Pacific opah), 1996 nucleotides. RefSeq names its product peptidase D (gene pepd). The coding region runs from base 106 to 1593 and encodes 495 amino acids. NCBI's taxonomy places the organism in Eukaryota, Metazoa, Chordata, Actinopteri, Lampriformes, Lampridae. The record is from RefSeq and is a predicted model, not a curated record. Gene Ontology annotation, molecular function: manganese ion binding; metalloaminopeptidase activity. The transcript is spliced from 15 exons.
GACUUCCGUAUUGCGCGGGUGGGUCUGUCAGUCAGAUCAGCUGACCAACUUCCGCAACAAAAACACGUGACGCCCGCUGGCACAUGACACUUUGACGCAAGCGUCAUGGCUGCAAGACCAGGACCUGUCUAUUGGCUGGGUAAGGACACCCUCAGGGUUUCUGCUGCCCUGUUUGCUGAGAACCGCCGGCGGCUGUGCCACGGGUUAAGGGCCAAAGAAGGGUUGGUGGCCGGGUCAAUGGUGGUGCUGCAGGGAGGAGAGCAAAGACAGAGAUACUGCACAGACACAGACAUCCUCUUCAGACAGGAGUCCUUCUUCCACUGGGCUUUUGGAGUGACUGAGGCUGACUGCUUUGGAUCCAUCAAUGUGGACACAGGAAAAUCCAUUCUCUUUGUCCCCAAACUACAUGAAAGCUAUGCAACAUGGAUGGGAGAGAUCCAUCCUAAGGAGCACUUCAAAGAGAAAUAUGCUGUUGAUGAGGUGCAAUACACCUGUGACAUCGCUGAUGUCCUGUCCAACCUGAAACCAGCUGUCCUCCUGACAUUGCGAGGACAGAAUACGGAUAGCUGGAGUAUCUGCCGUGAAGCCUCCUUUGAAGGAAUCAGCCGCUUCCAAGUAAACAACACGCUUUUGCACCCGGUCAUUGUGGAAUGCCGCCUGAUUAAAACAGAUAUGGAGCUGGAAGUCCUACGCUACACUAACAAGAUUUCAAGUGAAGCCCACAAAGUGCUCAUGAAGCAUGUGAAACCUGGACAGAAGGAAUAUGAAAUGGAAAGUCUGUUCCAGCACUACUGCUCUACCCGAGGAGGCAUGCGCCACACGUCAUACACUUGCAUCUGCGGAACGGGCAACAAUUCCUCCGUUCUACACUACGGCCAUGCUGGAGCUCCCAAUGACAAGACUAUUGAAGAUGGAGACAUGUGUUUGUUUGAUAUGGGUGGAGAGUACUACUGCUACUCCUCAGACAUCACCUGCUCUUUCCCAGCCAACGGCAAGUUCACUCCAGACCAGAAGGGCAUCUACGAGGCAGUGCUCAAGUCUUCCCGAACUGUGAUGGCCGCCAUCAAACCAGGUGUGAUGUGGACAGACAUGCACCGCCUGGCAGACCGGGUCCAUCUGGAAGAGCUGUUGAAGAUCGGUAUCCUGAAGGGCAGCGUGGAGGACAUGUUGAAGGUCCAUCUGGGUUCUGUCUUUAUGCCCCACGGGCUGGGACACCUGCUGGGCAUUGAUGUGCACGAUGUGGGAGGCUACCCUGAGGGCACGGAGAGGGUCAACGAGCCUGGGCUAAAGAGUCUGAGGAUGGGCCGCCCGGUGCAGGAGCGGAUGGUCCUUACCGUCGAGCCUGGAAUCUACUUCAUCGACCACCUGCUGGACCAGGCCCUGGCUGACCCUGCCCAGAACUGCUUCAUCAACAACCAAGUGCUGGCUCGCUUCCGUGGCUUUGGAGGGGUGCGUAUUGAGGACGACAUCGCAGUGACCGCUAACGGCAUAGAGCUGCUGACCUGUGUCCCCCGCACCGUGGAGGAGGUGGAGGCUUGCAUGGCCGACUCCGAAAAACCCUUCAGCCCGAUCAUCAGCAGUGAGAAAUUCUGAGAUGGCAUUCCAUUAAUUCUAAGCUAUUGCUGCCUUUCUGAGGUUAAGUCUCAGGGCAGAGGGAAAGAUGAUAUUCUAAAGGAAAAUGUAAGCAUUUUGUUCAAUAUCCUCAUAUCAAGCUCUGCAAUCCAGACCAUCUGUCACUUGUAACACAAUAGAGGCAGGAAAUAUUCAGUGUUAACCAGGCUAUCUCUUUCAAAGUUGAGAGAGCAGAAAAAUUGAUACCACCAAUGCAUGUUGAACCUAACAGCUUGCACAAUCAUACUACGGCUGCUUAAGAGAGAUAACAUUUAUUUUACGGUUUAAAAAGUUGUUAAGCAUUGACUAUUUUAUGCCUCCUAGUGAAUUACUUUUUUAAUUUUUUAAAUAUUGUGAAAUUCAAUAAAAUUUGCAAAUUUGCCUA